CUAAUCCUGGCUUCGUUUCAUCUUCCAAGUUUCGAUAAUGAUCAAGCAGACUAAUUAUCCAACUCAAGAGAAAACCCGAUACUUUAUGCUGUGUACCUACUCGUUGCUGAUAGUGAAACUGUAUGUAGUGUGAAGUUGUCACUGGUGAAGUAAUUGAGGAGUUCGGGAAGGGGUUAUGGUCAAUAAACGCAACCACGUCGCACGCAGCCUGUCGGCGACCCUGUUGGCCUCUUAAAAAAGCGCAGGCGGUGAACCAAAUUCUUACAUGUCGGUUGUGCUUUUAGGGUUGCGCGUUUGUCUCAAAAACUAGGUGAUGGUGCAGUAAUUCCGUUGCAUGACCGGGAUUAAACGGCGGUGCGAAACUGAAUGGAGAUCUAUGGAUAAAAGGAAGAUGAUCGUCGUUGCAUACGGAGGACGGUGAGGCUAUCAUCAAGUUCAAGGGAUUGGCUGAGUUUUGUCAGCCAUUGUUGUGAUUGUGGUGGAAAACUCGACGCCGAAGAAUCGGAGUCAGGAGACGGUUGUUGUCGUGUUGGCGCGCAGGUGCUGUGUGUGGUAAGGGCGAUGCGAGCUAAUAGGAGAGACAAACCAAUGUCCGAAACCAUUGAAGAACGGGCACUGAGAUUAUACUCCACAGCAGAGAGGAUGAAGAACGCCAGGACUAAAGAGACCGAGGAACAGGCAGCUCUGAGGAGGAUGCAAGAGGCUCAACGAAUGGCUCGCCAUCGGGCUAAAAAGAAGAGGUGUCUCGAUGAAAACUUAGCUAGAGAAAUAUCUAAGAUAGCUGAACUCUCAAAAAUCCCAGACGCAGCUACCAUUGCUCAGAUGUCCGAAAUGAACAUGAAUAAAAUAUCUGCAGAACUUAAGCAGAUGAUGGAAAGAGGUAAGGUGCCAGAGCACAUUGUCCAAAUGGCUCAGCUUGCUGAAUUUAGCAAGAUGACUGAGCUUAAUAAAAUCUCAACGGAUAUGGCAAAGAGAUACGAGAUUGAAAAGAUGGCAGAGUAUGCAAAAACUGCUGAAUACAUGAAAAUGCAAGAAAUAGCGAAGAUGAGUGAAAUGGUUAAGCUGUCAGAGAUGGCUAAGUAUAACGACAUAAACAAGAUGAAUGAAAUUGCUAAGAUGAAUGAGAUGAUGAAAAUGUCUCAAAUGGCCAAGAUUAACGAGGUUCAGAGGAUGAACGAGAUAGCUAAGCUCAAUGAAAUGGUAAAAAUGACCGAAAUGGCAAAGUACAAUAAUGAUAUUGCAAAACUAACAGAGAUCGCACAGAUUAAUGAAGUUGCCAAGGAAAUAGCAAAGAUGAAUGAAAAAACAAAAAUGAAUGAAAUGAUUAAGCUGGCUAAUGUUCAAAAUGAUGUAACAAAAAUGCCAGAAUAUUCAAAAAUGGCUGAGAUGGCUAAGCUCACAGAACUUGCCAAGCUUAAUGAAAUAACUAUUACCAAGUUGAACGAUCCAACCCCACCCAAAAUGCACGAUAUCCCUCGUAUUCCAGAGCCUGUAAUCACCGUACCAAAUCCACGCAACCUGCAGAAUGUCCAAACUGUACAAACUGCACAAGCGAGUCCAUCAAGUACCAUAAACUUUCCAUCUGUGCCAGGACAAGGAAAAUAUGCACAGCUUCUGGUGAUCAUAGAGGAGCUAGGAAGAGAUAUUCGCCUUUCAUAUGCUGGGAGUCGGAGCGCUGCUGAACGUCUUAAAAUGGGAAUUCAACACGCCAGAAUUCUUGUACGGGAAUGCCUCUUAGAAACCGAGCAUAACGCUAGGCAAUAAUGAGGCAGAAGUGGUAACUGAUUCUGGUUACUUCUUCGGGAGUAACUUACAAUACCCGUACUUCAUUGGGUGCAAAAUAACUGCGGUUUAGUUUCAUAUAUUUUGCUCUUUAAGGGAAUGUAAUUUUUAUCGAGGUCACAGGCGUGUUCCUGUUUAAGCUGAUAUCUUGGUGUAAUGCUCAGGAUUGUGCCCUCUGGAAUUAAUUGUAUUCAGUUUUACGUGAACAUAUAGAUAAAUUGUUAUCCUUUUAUAUGAUAUUUCAAGACAAGGGGUCUGAAAGUACAGACUAGUAUCUAAGAGUAUACAAAAAUAUGAGGUUGAAGUUAACAACGUUAACACAACAAGAUAUUAGGAAAAAAAAUAUACUCUAAUGUAGAUCAGAGAUAUUUUAAGAACAGCAGAAUACAGUGCAUAAUUAUUUGUAAUGAUACAAACAUGUAUAAAUUGAUUAUACAAAAUUUUAUUAUACUGAAGUAACAUAAAAAAAUAUGUUUUAAUUAAUAUUUGUUGUAUUAAUGGUAUGAAGUUCAACCCUAUCAGAAAAUAUGCGUAACAUGUGAAAAAACUCGUUUUGAAAAUAAUCCUGAAAUACUCCUUCCAAUCACAGACAUAUGGCUUACAUGAAUUGCAUGUAUUGCAAAAAAAAAAUGGAGUCUCAUGAAUGGACUCAUUUCAAAAGAGACUUGGACAACUGGCGACCUUUUACAUUAUACAACAUGCGCAUAUAUGUAUAACAUUAUACAUCUCAACAGGCCAUUUAUGUUACCCAAUUUUAUGUGAGUAUCCCUACGAAAACUUAUUGAUUGCUAAAUUUGAACGGUUUAAGUUAUGUAAAGAAAUCUGAAAUUAGGUAGAUUUGAACCUGUUGUGUUGAAAUACUUUCUGGGAGCUAAAUGUAUAUAUUUGGCUGUAGAAGUACCAGCUUAUACUUUUUAGCAUACCGUUCUUACUCUGGAAAGGGAAAAAAUAAUAGACAUCCCAUUAGUUCAGUACGUAUAAAGUGUUUCAUAUACAAAAUUUAUGUAUCCAUAUGAAAUAGAAAUUUAAGCUAUUCAAUAAUAAACCUACUGAUUUUCUA
This is a messenger RNA of Athalia rosae (coleseed sawfly), 2842 nucleotides long. RefSeq lists its product as uncharacterized. Bases 562 to 1764 code for a protein of 400 amino acids. The transcript is spliced from 2 exons. Lineage: Eukaryota; Metazoa; Arthropoda; Insecta; Hymenoptera; Athaliidae. The record is from RefSeq and is a predicted model, not a curated record. Gene Ontology annotation, cellular component: nucleus; cytoplasm.